Penicillium mononematosum is the source of this 483-nucleotide messenger RNA. RefSeq lists its product as uncharacterized. The record is from RefSeq and is a predicted model, not a curated record. The coding region runs from base 1 to 483 and encodes 160 amino acids. The transcript has a single exon. NCBI's taxonomy places the organism in Eukaryota, Fungi, Ascomycota, Eurotiomycetes, Eurotiales, Aspergillaceae.
AUGCCGUUCCAAAUACCAUUCGAAUGCGAGCCCUUCUACAUGCGCCCCCUGCUGUUGAUCAAGGGAUUAUUCGAACUCUGGGUCCACUUGGCCAUCCACUUCUUCAUCCCAAUCGCUGUCGGAUUGGCUAUAAUAUUCGUUAUCGCCUUCUUGGCCUUCGCCAUACUUGCAGCGUUGUUUGGUUGGGAUCUGGGUUCUGAUGAGGACAAAGGGAAGAGAGAGAAAGGGAAGGAGGGGAAAGAGAACAACGAGCGAGAACAGAAGGUGAAUCAGGGAAAACCAGAUGCGGAAAUAUUUACCUCGUCUCUUCCUGUAACUGCGGGCGGCUCCAAUAGUACCGUCGACCUGCAGAAGCGUCUUGAGAUUGAGCUUGAACUUCUUAGGGAGAUGGUAGUUGCUAGGAAGGAGAGGUUGGAGGCUUUGAAGAAGACGCAGUUGGGGGUUGAUGCUUCGGAUUUGGAGGUUUUGGAGAAGGUUGAAUAG